Messenger RNA from Labeo rohita (rohu), 4874 nucleotides. RefSeq names its product chondroitin polymerizing factor b (gene chpfb). NCBI's taxonomy places the organism in Eukaryota, Metazoa, Chordata, Actinopteri, Cypriniformes, Cyprinidae. Gene Ontology annotation, cellular component: Golgi cisterna membrane. Gene Ontology annotation, molecular function: glucuronosyl-N-acetylgalactosaminyl-proteoglycan 4-beta-N-acetylgalactosaminyltransferase activity. Bases 512 to 2827 code for a protein of 771 amino acids. The record is from RefSeq and is a predicted model, not a curated record. The transcript has 4 exons.
UUCAAAUUUGUUCAGUCAUUUUCUCAACUAGUUUUUUGAGUGUUUGUGUGUGUGCCCUUGCUUUAGGCGUCCACAUGUAGGAUUACAUUCGUAGUCUCAAACAGAAUGGUCGCCCUCUAGUGAGACAAAGAAAGAUCAUAAACUUUCCAGGUCAAACGCGGUUUCCUCGCAAUAUCCUAGGGCGAACGACCAAAUUCGCUUUUACCCCUAAAUUAUAGCUGGAGUUAAUGAUAGGUUUGUUGCGGUCUCGCAGAUGGCGCCUCCUCCAUCCAUGCCUCCGUCGAAUGGCAAGAAUCAGCGCUUAGAAUUUGCAUUGACUGACGUCUGGUUAGUAAAGGGCGGAGUCCGGAGCGAUGACACGUCAGAAAGCAACACAGACAGACAGUCACGUCUCUCUUUAUAGGUGUAAAGAGAGAGAGCGACGCAAUUCCUCAGCCUCGUUCUGCUAAAAGCAUCUCCUUAUUGUGCUGAGGAGCGGACAGUUUGCUGUUUACUGCCGCCGACUGAAAGCAUGAGAAUUGCAAUGUUAGUGUCUCUCAUCAGGCCGACAGGGCCGAUUAUUGUGGGCAUCUCUCUGGGAUUCACUCUGAGUCUCCUCAGCGUCACCUGGGUGGAUGAGUCCUGCGACUCUGACUGGAUGGGAGCCGCCGACGAGAUGCUCAUAGGGCAGCCUGGGAGCUCGAAAGGGGCCCGUAAACCUAGUUCGAUAUCUACUGGCACAACUGACAACGGAAAUCUCGAAGGGGAUUUUGAGCCCAGAAUAGUGCCUUACAACAAGCCUGCCCAGGAUGGUCCUCCAAAGAAAGUUUUCAGAGCCAAGUAUGCCAGCACGGAGCUUGGAAUUCGUGAACGUCUCUUCGUCUCAGUAUUUACCUCCAAAACCACCAUGAACACUUUAGCUGUGGCCAUCAACCGGACCCUCAACCACCACCUGGAUGGCCGGCUCAUCUUCUUUACAGGCACUCGUAAUCGUAAACUCCCUAAUGGAAUGUUUGUGGUGGCCCAUGGUGACGAGCGUCCAGUUCCAAACAUGUUCCAGUCUGUUCGAUAUCUUCUAGAACAUCACAUUGCUGAUUACGAUUGGUUCUACUUCGUCCAGGAUGAUACCUACACCCAGCCUGAAAGGCUGAAGACCUUAGUAAGCCACCUGAGCAUGGACCUUCAGCUUUACAUGGGCCAGCCUGGAGAGUUCAUUGGAGGUGAAACCCAGAGGAGGUAUUGUCACAGUGGACCAGGAUUUCUACUAUCCCGUGCAGUACUUCUGAAGCUACAGCCAUUCUUGGAGCAUUGCAGGACUGACAUUGUAAGCAUCAGACCUGACGAGUGGCUUGGUCGCUGUAUCAUUGAUUAUGCUGGCAUGAGCUGUGUGGAGGAAUAUGAGGGCCUGAAUUAUAAUUAUUUUGCCAUGGAAAACGACAUGGACCUUUCCAGAAUGGAGAAUGAAGGAUUCCAAAAUGCUCUCACUGUUCAUCCUGUUGCCAGUGCAGAACUUAUGUAUCGUCUGCACAAACAUUUCACAGAAAUAGAACUGCAGAAGACCUAUGAAGAGAUUGAAAAACUACAGUCUGAGAUAAAGAAUGUGAGUGAAUUAGCAGUGGAUGGAAACAAGAGUGCUCUGUGGCCCAUCGGCAUCACACCUCCCUUUGAACCCAAGAACCGCUUUGAGGUACUGCGCUGGGACUACUUCACCGAAGACAACCUUUUCUCCUGCGUUGACGGUGACCCAAAAUGCCAGCUUAAUGGUGUGGAUCGUGAGGACGUGACUGAUGUCAUCAGGGUCGCUCUUGAAGAGCUCAACAAAAAAUACAACCCUUUUGUACAGCUAAGCACUCCACAGCUGGUGAACGGUUACAGGCGCUUGGACCAUACACGAGGGAUGGAGUACACCCUGGACCUGCAGUUCCAGGCCACUACUGAGUCUGGUCACCAGAAAUCGAUCACACGCCGUGUGCACCUUGUGCGACCCCUCAGCCAAGUGGAGAUUAUCCCCAUGCCCUAUGUCACAGAGGCUACACGAGUCCACGUCCUCCUGCCCCUCACCAGUUACGACUCCCAUGCAGCACUACGUUUCUUAGAUCACUGUUCCUCCAACUUGUUUGAGACUGGCGAAAAUGCAGUUCUUAACUUCCUCUUCACCUAUGAACCCACGGAGGCCCAAAAAGUGAGUACAAAUGAUGUCUUUGCAGAGGUCAAGGCUAAGAUCACUUCCGUCGAGCACACAUAUCCCAACGUGAAGGUGUCUUGGAUCAGCAUAAAGACAGAAAGCCCAGGUGUCCUGCGGAUCCUGGAUAUCGUAUCUAGGAAGCACCCGGUGGAAACACUCUUCCUCCUGGUCACUGCUGACACUGUACUCAACUCAGAGUUUUUGAAUCGCUGUCGUAUGAAUGCCAUCAGCGGCUGGCAGGCUUUCUUUCCCAUUCAUUUCCAAGAAUUUGACCCCAGUGUGGCUUACCCAGACCAGGUUCCUCCUGCAACACCAGACCUGGUCAGGGAAGCGGGUCACUUUGACCGAUACACCUUUGAGGAGGCGUGUUUCUACAACUCUGACUACAUGUCCUCGCGCACACGGAUGUCAGGUGAUUUGCAGGAGAACGAGGAGCUGCUGGAGAACCUGGAUCUUUAUGACAUGUUUGUGCAGUAUUCAGGACUGCACGUGUUCCGUGCCGUCGAGCCUGCCUUGCGCCAGGUGUACCGCAACCGGACCUGCGAUCCUCGGCUAAGUGAGGACGUGUUCCACCGCUGUCUCCAAAGCACUCUGGAGAGCCAGGGGUCACGUUCCCAGCUCGCCAUGCUAAUAUUUGAACAAGAGCCAGGCAACAGCACCUGAGGAGCUUCCAAAGAAGCAACAGUGGGGAUAACUGUAGACUGGCUAAACGCUAGCAAUCCAUUUUAACAUCGGUCAACCAGUUCUCUAGUUAAAGCUGAUGGAUUAUCUUACUGAAACCAAAGAGAAAUGUUCUGAAAGGAACAUUCAGAGACAAUUAACAAGAAAUGUCUAGAGACAUCUUUUCCGUGAGCACUUGACUCACAACUGUUAAUGCACUACAAAAAAAAUCUCUGAGUAAUUUUAGAAUUUUGUAUUGCGGCACGUUUCUUCUUGUUGCCUCGAUGGGAUGAAUUACUUUUGAUGAUUCCCCAUUUCUAAAUGUGAUUUUACCUUACAGACUGGUGGAGUUAAGCCCGAAGUAUACUUCAGUUUUGACAGAUGCUAGCACAUGAAGUAUACUUCAUUUGAUAGCAUGCGCAAACGCAGCCACUUGUCACAUGCACACUAGAAAGUUUUACCUUUGACCAGUGUCUGUGCUAAUUCUCCCCUGAAAUUAUGACAGAUAAAAAAUGUCUUUGUACUUGCUUCAGCUAGAGUUGCAGGUAUCUCUUAACCUCCUCACACAAGUGCUCAUCAACAAGGGCAUCUACUGUUGUUGCCUUCUCUAGUGGUUUGAUGUUGUUGUUGUUCUGUCACCUCUUUUUUCUGACUGUGAAACAAAUGGCCGGGGCCAGUGUUGCCACCUUGUGGACAAACUAAUUUGUGCAAAAAAAUUUCAAGGUGUACAGAGUUAAGUGGUUAGAAAUAUCUGUCAGCUUACAUACAGUAUGCACAUACUAAUAGAGUAUUGGUUUAACUUUGUUUUCUCCAUGGGGAAUGAAUCCAUGAAUUUUUCAACUUUUAAAUAUUUAAAAACAUCUGUUUCAAUUUUAACUUAUUUUUAAAAUAAUCAUGUUUAACAGAGGUAUUUGUGGUGAAAAACUUUUACCAAUGACAAUUAGAGAAUCUGACGUAACUGAGUUGGUCUCUCUAUGUUCCCAUAAUACUUAAAUAUUUCUGUAUAUAUGCAUAUUUGACAAUAAACUUAAAAUAUAUUAUUUCUAUUGAAUUAAACAACUUCUCAUGAAUAUUAUAUUUUUAAUUAAUGUCAUUCGUAAUGCUUUGUAGAACUGUAGUUCAUUUCCUCACUAAAGCUGUUAUAUACAGUUGAGGUCAAAAGUUUACAUACACCUUGCAGAAUCUGCCAAAUGCUAAUUAUUUUACCAAAAUAAGAGGGAUCAUACAAAAUGCAUGUUAUUUUUUAUUUAGUACUGACCUGAAUAAGAUAUUUCUUAUAAAAGACGUUUACAUAUAGGCCGAUUCUCAAACGGAAGAUUUGUAGGCUCCAUACGUCAUAAAAAAGAUCUUAUGUUAUAAUAUUAACAGUUAUAAAUUUGUAAACAGGAAAUAAAUCAGGGUUGAUGACGUAUGCAGCCUGCAAAUGCGACCUCUGGAGGAUGCAGCCUUACGUUUGAGAAACGGCCAUAGUCCACAAGAGAAAAUAAUAGCUGAAUUUAUUAAAAUGACCCUGUUCAAAAGUUUGCAUACACUUAAUUUUUAAAGGAGAAGUCCACUUCCAGAACAAAAAUUUACAAAUAAUGUUUGAAGCCGCAUUUAAACUGCAUUUUGGAAGUUCAAAAUCUGGGCACCAUAUCAGUCAAUUAUAUGGACAAAAAUCCUGAAACGUUUCCCUCAAAAAACAAUUUCUUUUUUGAUAGUUGUUCAUGUGUCCCUUAUUUGUUCUAAACAGUUAAACUGCUUGCUGUUCUUCAGAAAUAUCCUUCAGGUCCCACAAAUUCUUUGGUUUUUCAGCAUUUUUGUGUAUUUGAACCCUUUCCAGCAAUAACUGUAUGAUUUUGCGAUCCAUCUUUACACACUGAGGACAACUGAGGGACUCAUAAGCAACUAUUACAGAAGGAUCAAACGUUCACUGAUGCUCCAGAGGGAAAAACUACGCAUUGAAAAGAUGGAUCUCUUAAACCAUUAUUUCCUCUUGUGGACUAUAUGUAAAUGUCUUUUAUGUGAAAUAUCUUAUUCAGGUCAGUACUAAAUAAAAAAAUAACAUGCA